AUGUUCGCUCGUCAUAUGUUCAGAACCUGCAGACCCGCCGGUCAGGCGGUCCGCAAAUUCGCUUCCGAAACCCCCUCAAAGUCCUCAAAUGCGCCGCUCUAUGGAGGCCUUGCUGUCGCAGCCGCGGGCGGGUACUAUUUCUGGCAGCGCCAGCAGCUUCCCGAUGGUAAAUUGUUGGGCAUUGCGCAUAAAGAGCGCGAGAAGGUUUUUGUUGGCGGUGAGCAAGGAUGGGUUGACCUGAAGCUCGUCGAUGUUCAGAUGUUAAGCCACAACGUCAAGAAAUUCCGCUUUGAAUUCCCGGACUCUGAGAGCGUGUCGGGCUUACACAUUGCAUCUGCCCUCUUGACUAAAUACAAAGGACCCACGGAUGAAAAAGCAACUAUACGCCCCUAUACUCCAGUUAGCGACGAGGAGCAACCUGGAUAUCUCGACCUUGUCGUUAAGCAGUACCCCAAUGGCCCCAUGUCCACCCACCUACAUAACAUGGCCGUUGGACAACAGUUGGCGUUCAAAGGACCCAUUCCCAAGUAUGCCUGGGAGCAAAACAAGCAUGACCACAUUUGCAUGGUCGCUGGCGGCACUGGCAUCACUCCCAUGUACCAACUCAUCCGCAAAAUAUUCAGUGAUCCUAACGACAAGACUAAAGUAACUCUUGUAUUUGGAAAUAUCAGCGAGGAGGAUAUUCUUCUGAAGAAGGAGCUUGACGUAUUGGAAAACACUUACCCUCGACGAUUCCGUGCAUUCUAUCUUCUCGACAAGCCCCCUGCCGACUGGACGCAGGGUACGGGUUAUGUUACCAAGGAGCUGUUGAAGACAGUGUUCCCCGAACCCAAGAGUGAGAACAUCAAAAUCUUCGUUUGUGGGCCUCCGGGUAUGUACAAGGCUGUCAGCGGACCGAAAAUUAGUCCCAAGGAUCAAGGCGAGCUCACUGGAAUUCUAAAAGAGCUAGGAUAUAGCAAAGAUCAGGUGUAUAAGUUCUAA
Ophidiomyces ophidiicola is the source of this 981-nucleotide messenger RNA. It is a transcript of the gene MCR1, whose product is annotated as NADH-cytochrome b5 reductase. The record is from RefSeq and is a predicted model, not a curated record. Lineage: Eukaryota; Fungi; Ascomycota; Eurotiomycetes; Onygenales; Onygenaceae. The transcript is spliced from 4 exons. Gene Ontology annotation, molecular function: cytochrome-b5 reductase activity, acting on NAD(P)H. The coding region runs from base 1 to 981 and encodes 326 amino acids. Gene Ontology annotation, biological process: ergosterol biosynthetic process.